UUGAAUUUAUUUAAUUUAAUUUGUCUAUAGGUGCUUUUCAUUUAAAUAACUUGUAAAAAUAUGUAUUUAGUAUAACAUGGUGUCCUUAUAUACUUCGUUCUUGUAAUAAUAACAGUUUGUUAAUUCCUUAUUUACACUACAAAGGAAACUGCAUAUUUUGUAAACCAGUUUUUAAUAUUAAGGUCAAUGGUAUCAAAGAUACCCAAUAUUUCACCGCAGAAACACAGUAUAGUUUACAAACAAAGCUUGUAAAAUAUAAAAAAAAGCAAGAUGUCUGAUCCUACUAUUCAAACUUUCUGCUGUCAUCAUACUGGGAGUAAAGAGGAUUUGGCAAUUAGAAUCAUGGAUGAAUUUAACACUGAAUCUUACAAUAUUGUGUGCUUAGUAUCUUCUACAAUAGGUAUAUUAGGGUCGAUUUAUCAGAUUUUUCCAUGUAAAACAUCCAGUCAUUUAGAUGGGAUUCGAAAUAUGACAACAUCUCGAGCAAGAAAUAUCAUAAUUUGGCUAGCUGUUGCUGAUUUGAUGGCAUCAUUGGGAGUUCUUGUGCGCUCAUCACUUUGGUUAAGAUAUAAAAGUAUUAUGCCUUUACCUGAUGAUGAAAUAAGUGUCUUAUUCUGCAGCAUUACUUCUGCAUGGACUCAAUACUUUUAUACAGCAACUUGGUUUUGGACUCUAUUUUAUGCUAUUGAUACAUUACGAACAAUCAAAGGGCGGGAUUCUCAUCCAACACUUUAUCAUUCUAUUGCUUGGGGUGUGCCUGCAGCAACUACUGGUAUUGGUCUAUCUAUUCUCUACAUUCCUAAUGCAAUGUGUCAUAAUUUAAAAACAGUUACAAGUGCUUUUUUAAGAAUUCUACCAAAUUACUGUGCAACUUACGUUCCUAUAGCAAUGGUCAUGAUAGUCAACCCUGUAUUAUACAUAUUGGCUGGUAAAGAAGUGGAGAUGACUGUGGCACUACCACUUGCUCAGUUUACAAGCAAAGAGCGAAGGGUUGUAGACACUUUAAAAUUGAAGUUUUUUCUUAUCAAUGCUGUCUUUUAUGUGUGCUGGUUACCUAACCUUGUGAAUGGUAUAAUGAUAUGGACAAUGUGGUUUAAUAUGCCAGUGAAAAUAAUCAUCUCUGUCUGGUAUAUAAUGGCUUUGAUGAAUCCAAUGCAAGCUUUGCUUAAUGCUUUGGUUUACCGAAGGUGGAAUACAAAUGGUAAAAAAUACAGACCUACAUUUUCAUCCAUACAUAAAGAAUUAAAUUUGCCUGAUGAACUAUCACCUCUCUUGGGUUCAGAACCUCCUCGAAUGCAACUAUCACCUUUACCACCCGGAAUAAAUAAUUAUGCUACUAUGUAAUUGAAAGUGAUUAUUUUAAAAUGAUUCUUAUAUAUUAAGGGAUUUCUUAAGACUGCGUAUUUGAUAUGUUUACAAUUAUAAUAUUUAUGAUGCAAUAAUGGAGCACUUAACCAUUUUUAGUGAGUAAUAAUAUUAUGCAAAUACUGAUGUGUGUUUACUGAAAUAUUUAUGAUAUGUUAAUACAUCAAUUUUUAUAAUAGUGUGAAUAAUGAUUUUUUAUUUAUGUUCUACCAGUUAAAAUAUUGUGGUAUAUUAUUAUUUUUUAAUUACAACUAUUUUCAUAAGCAUAUUAAGAUAAGCAAUCUGCCUUCACAUAUUCAACAGUUCAGUCAAUCAUUUUGGUUGAAAAAACCAAAAAUUUUAAUAUAAUUUUUCUGCACCAUAUAAGAUAUGACAAUAAGUUCCUUUGCAGUGAUGCAUGUUACCAAUACUUUUGGUGGAUUAAUAAUGAUUAUACACCAAUUUUGUAUUUGAAUAAUUUAGAUUUCUAUUGUGCAAUAAACUUAUUUAGGCCCAGUAGGCAAAAGAUAAACUAAAGAUACAUCUUUUCAUGGCUAAGUGUCAUUUUGUUAGUCUUUAAGUUUUCUGAUAGAAUCAAUUGUAAUAGCAGACUGCUGUAACCAGGCCAUUUAUAUUUAUAGCACUAUAUUGUUUUUGUUAAAUAUACAUUUUAUUGUUUCAUCAUUUUUAU
This is a messenger RNA of Papilio polytes (common Mormon), 2035 nucleotides long. RefSeq names its product G-protein coupled receptor 143-like. The record is from RefSeq and is a predicted model, not a curated record. The transcript has 7 exons. Bases 271 to 1344 code for a protein of 357 amino acids. Gene Ontology annotation, biological process: regulation of calcium-mediated signaling; G protein-coupled receptor signaling pathway; melanosome organization. Gene Ontology annotation, molecular function: L-DOPA binding; L-tyrosine binding; L-DOPA receptor activity. Gene Ontology annotation, cellular component: melanosome membrane; plasma membrane. NCBI's taxonomy places the organism in Eukaryota, Metazoa, Arthropoda, Insecta, Lepidoptera, Papilionidae.